CUGCGCUCUCAGCCGACCUGCUCCGCUUCCUCGGCGGGGAUACCAGAUCCGGGAUCUGGACGGAAUGGUGGUGCAAUGUCAGGUUGAAGUGCUGUAUUUUGCCAAAAGUGCUGAGAUAACAGGAAUUCGCUCAGAGACCAUUUCUGUGCCACAAGAAAUAAGAGCGUUGCAGCUGUGGAAUGAGAUAGAAGCCCGACAUCCUGGAUUGGCUGAUGUCAGGAAUCAGGUGAUAUUUGCUGUCCGUCAAGAAUAUGUCGAGCUUGGAGAUCAACUCCUCCAGCUUCAAUCAGGAGACGAAAUUGCCAUUAUCCCCCCUAUUAGUGGAGGGUAGUGCUCGUGAGCCACUUGGGGAAGAUCUGAAUGAAGUUGAAGAGAACUCUAAAGAUAUAAUAAAAUUCACUGCUGAGAAGCUGUCCAUAGAUGAAGUCUCACAGUUGGUGAUUUCUCCACUCUGUGGUGCAGUAUCCCUCUUUGUAGGGACUACAAGAAAUAACUUUGAAGGGAAAAAAGUCAUUAGCUUAGAAUAUGAAGCAUAUCUCCCAAUGGCAGAAAAUGAAAUCCGAAAGAUCUGUAGCGACAUUAGGCAGAAAUGGCCAGUCAAACACAUAGCAGUGUUUCAUAGACUUGGCUCAGUUCCAGUAUCAGAAGCGAGCAUCAUCAUCGCUGUGUCCUCAGCCCAUAGGGCUGAGUCCCUCCAAGCUGUGAGCUAUGCCAUCGAUACUUUAAAAGCCAAGGUGCCCAUAUGGAAGAAGGAAAUGUAUGAAGAAUCAUCAUCAUCCUGGAAAAAAAACAAAGAAUGCUUUUGGGCAACUGGUGAUUAAGUCACACAUUUUUUUUAAAUAAAAUUAAAUUUGGUAAACCUCUG
This is a messenger RNA of Enhydra lutris kenyoni (northern sea otter), 865 nucleotides long. Its product is annotated as molybdenum cofactor synthesis 2. Gene Ontology annotation, biological process: Mo-molybdopterin cofactor biosynthetic process. The transcript has 7 exons. The coding region runs from base 252 to 821 and encodes 189 amino acids. Gene Ontology annotation, molecular function: molybdopterin synthase activity. NCBI's taxonomy places the organism in Eukaryota, Metazoa, Chordata, Mammalia, Carnivora, Mustelidae. The record is from RefSeq and is a predicted model, not a curated record. Gene Ontology annotation, cellular component: cytosol.